CAACGACGUGGAUAGUUUCGCGGUCUCCGAAGCUUCCCUAGAUUGAUCAGCAAGCUCGCUUGUAUAAGUUCUAUGGUUUCUCACCUGAAUCUGAGCCCUCUUGGUCGAUCAUGCGCGUGAGUAUCAUUGUGGAAACUUCCAAGUAAACGACUUUUACCAUCUGAUCAUCACUACCCUCGAUCAUCAUGUCAUCCAAACUGUUUGCUGUGGUUGCUGGUGCUGGACCUGGUACAGGCCGGGCUACGGCACUCCGAUUCGCAAAGGCGUACCCGGUAGUCCUGCUCACCCGCAAGCCGGAGUCUUUCCAGGAUACGGUCGCCGAGAUCAACAGCGCCGGUGGCAAAGCCCUGGGCAUCGCGGCGGACGCUGCGGACCCAAAAUCCCUGAAGGCUGCGUUUGACAAGAUCAAGUCUGAGCUGCCGGGUUACAAGCUCGCUGCGGCCGUGUUCAAUGUCUCGGCCGGUUACGGCCCCAAGCCUUUCCUCGACUUGUCGGUCGAGGAUUUUGAUGGCAGUGUUCAGGGCAACGCCCGAGGCUUCUUCGUCUUUGCCCAAGCCACGAUCCCGCUCCUGCUAGAUGCAGUCUCUACCUCAGAGCACCCACCGACCCUCAUCGCCACGGGAGCGACUGCGUCCAUCCGCGGUUCAGCAACCUUCGCAACAAUGGCCUCAGGAAUGUUUGCCCGUAGAGCACUGAGCCAGUCUUUGGCCCGCGAGUUCGGUCCCAAGGGCGUUCACGUGGCUCACGCAAUCAUCGACGGCAUCAUCGACAUCCCACGUACUGCCGGUCGCACUGUAAACGGGGGCGUCGAGGACAGCAAGAUCAGUGCACACGCGAUCGCGGACAGUUACUGGCACCUUCACACGCAACCACGUUCCGCAUUCACUCAAGAGCUGGACUUGCGCCCGUUUGUCGAGAAAUUUUAAGGGCCGGGAUGUCACCCAGAACUGCGGGAUGAGUGGUAACAGAUUGAGGUCGCGGGCGUCCUUGAGACAAGCGAGAACCAGCCAAUACUUGAUUUGCUUUACCAGACCCGUAUAUACUAGCGAAUGAACUAGGGCUCGCUGACCGUUCGCAUUGUCGUCUCAUGGUCUCUCGCUUGCGAGAGG
Messenger RNA from Microdochium trichocladiopsis, 1109 nucleotides. RefSeq lists its product as uncharacterized. Lineage: Eukaryota; Fungi; Ascomycota; Sordariomycetes; Xylariales; Microdochiaceae. Bases 186 to 926 code for a protein of 246 amino acids. The transcript is spliced from 4 exons. The record is from RefSeq and is a predicted model, not a curated record.